GAGCACAUCACUAUUUUUUUCCAAAUGUUGACAAUCACUUCCUGCUUGUUGCUUCCUUGUCAAUAUUGCACUGCCCUAACCACCAAUAACAUACAAGUCAUGCAAUCUGGGCCAAUAAGAAUGCAAUCUGACUAAAAAUACUGUGAUUGACAGCAGCCUCAUCCAAUCUGAGAGCCAGACUUAUUUCCGACUACUAUUCUGGUUAACCAUACUGUACUUUCUGGCUGCUACUACGGGAACAGAACAGGAAAUCAGCAUCAUUUUGAUAACUGGAAGUGGAACUGUAUUUUGAAGAUUGUCUUCCUGGAAAUAAUAUUAUUAGAUUUAGCAGUUACCUUGACCAAGGACUGCAAGAAGAUGGGUACAAAAGAGAUUUAUUUCUCCAAUUGUUAGGUGUAAACUCCAUGUCUAAAACAUCUUUGAAAAAUGAUAUAGAAGGAGAGCAAAGGGAAGAAGAUGGAGAAAGAUCCGAGCCUGCAGUUACAGGAGAUCGCUGUCACCACGGCAGCAGCACCUGCUGAUAAUUUUUUUUCAUAUAAGGACAAUCUGAUUGGUGCCCUACUGGCCAUAUUUGGACAUCUUAUAAUCAGCAUUGCUCUUAACCUACAGAAAUACAGUCAUAUCCGGCUAACGGGUUCCAAAGAUCCUCGUUCAUACUUCAAAACAAAGACAUGGUGGCUUGGGCUGUUCCUGCUGCUUGUGGGAGAAUUAGGAGUGUUCUCAUCUUACGCCUUUGCUCCCCUAUCGCUUAUUGCACCUCUCAGUGCUGUCUCACUUAUAGCCAGCUCAAUCAUAGGAAUUAUAUUUAUUAAGGAGAAAUGGAAACCUAAGGAAUUCUUAAGACGUUACAUCUUGUCCUUUAUAGGCUGCGGUUUGGCUGUUGCUGGAACUUAUUUGCUGAUCACGUUUGGGCCCAACAGUCACGAGAAGAUGACUGGGGAGAAUAUUGUCAAGCAUUUAGUUAGCUGGCCUUUUUUGCUUUACAUGUUGGUGGAGAUCUUAGCAUUCUGUUUCCUUCUGUAUUUCUACAAAGAGAAGAAUGCCAAUUACAUGAUUGUUAUCCUCUUGUUGGUUGCUCUAUUAGGAUCAACAACCGUUGUGACUGUCAAAGCACUAGCUGGCAUGAUCUUUGUCUCCAUUCGUGGCACUAUGCAGUUGGGGUAUCCAAUCUUCUACAUCAUGGUUGUGUGCAUGGUGGCUACAGCUGUUGCCCAAGCAUCAUUUUUGACCCAAGCUUCUCAGCUAUAUGAUUCUGCUCUGAUUGCAAGUGUGAAUUACAUCCUGUCCACAACUAUAGCUAUAUCUGCAGGUGCAGUAUUUUACUUAGACUUCCGGGGAGAGAAUAUACUUCAUGUUUCCAUGUUUGCACUAGGAUGCCUUAUUGCUUUUCUUGGAGUCUUCUUAAUUACGAGGAACAGGAAGAAAUCUAAAUCUUUUGAACCCUACGUUGCGAUGAAUUCUAUGCCAGGACUACAUAGCAUGCAUGACAAUGGCUCAGCGAUACAGCCAGAUUUUGGAACCUCAUUUUCGUAUGGGGCUCUAGAGAGCAAUGACAGCUUAUCGGAAAUAUAUGCUCCAGCCACUCUUCCUGUUGUUCCAGAAGAAGCGUCAUCUUCUCCUCCUUAUAAAGUGCUGGAUCAUAAUAAGACUGAAUAGACCCCUUGCUCUAACUUAUGUAAUGGACAAACAGUUAAUUAGAGAUGCCGUCACUCCAAAGCUGUGGCAAAUGCCCAAUAUAAAGGUUGUGUCCAUGGCUGAACAUUUAUCGUGUAUUUAUCCAGCUCAAGUAUUGCUGAUUAAUUCGAAUAUCAUUGUUAGGAAAUAUUUAACUGCAAUCCAUUAAAUGCUAUUGUUGUGAGAUACAGAAAUGAAGCGCUCAUAUAAUGCAGCUAUACAAUUGUAACGCUAGAUUACAACACAGUUUCACAAUGAUACGUACAAUGUUACACACAUUCCAGUAUUUAUUCUUGUUUCUUCAGAACAUAAUUCUUCCUUUUUAUCUGCAAUGUUAUUUGAUGCAACCUUUUUAGUAAAUACUAAUGUAGGAGACAUAUAAUCACAUUAGUCAUACAACAAUAUGAUUUAGAAGAAAAAUGUCUACAGAGUUUAAAAGGUUUUAUCUCCUUUAUCACAGCAAAGUCCACUCAUCCAUUAUGGUUAUUGAAAUAAUUAUUCUAUCCUUUUAAACUGUUAUAUGUUUUAAUCGUUAACAGAGUAUUCGCACACACUAACUUCAGAGAUUGAUAAAUCUCAAAAAAUGUAUUGAAUUUUGUAUAAUAACACAAAGGGAGAUUAAAUGACUUUGUAGACCUCAACAAAUGGCUAGUCUUGUAUAGGUUUUUUUGUUAAUCAUACUCAGACUGCACUUUAUUCUAUUUUAGGCUAUAAAAAUGAAUGGAAAAUUAUGGAUUUGCACAGUUUACCUAACAUAUCUCAUAUUCAGGCCUUAAAAUACACAAAGACAAAUGAAAUGGGAAUGGAAAUAAACUGUUGUAUUCUAGAUAUAUUGUACGUUGUGGUUGAACUAUAGAAAUACGUUGUGGUUGAACUAUAGAAAUGAAUUGCACCGUCAUAGAUUACUAUGUUGUGCCUUUAAAGAGACUUGUCAAUGUAUCACAGAAGUUAGUGCUAGGUAUAGUCAUCAAAGCCUAGAAUUCUAGAGAACCGUUCUUGGAAAAAAUAGAGACCAAUUUAAACUGCAUACCUUAAAAAACAAUAAUGCUUCUUCUGAAGUAUUAUAGAAUACAUUGCCUACAGCAAAUAUGUUAGUAGUUAUUAUAAAAUACAUAUUCCAAACUAGAUGUUUAAAGCUGUUUAUAAAAUAGUAUUUGUUUUGUGUUGAUGGAGCAAAAAAUAUCUUCAUAUUGUCUUCAAAAGCUAUUAAAAUUAAUUUAUUUCUUUAUCA
Messenger RNA from Bombina bombina (fire-bellied toad), 2905 nucleotides. RefSeq names its product NIPA-like protein 3. The coding region runs from base 457 to 1656 and encodes 399 amino acids. The transcript is spliced from 12 exons. Gene Ontology annotation, cellular component: membrane. Lineage: Eukaryota; Metazoa; Chordata; Amphibia; Anura; Bombinatoridae. Gene Ontology annotation, molecular function: magnesium ion transmembrane transporter activity. The record is from RefSeq and is a predicted model, not a curated record. Gene Ontology annotation, biological process: magnesium ion transport.